Messenger RNA from Hyalella azteca, 1597 nucleotides. RefSeq lists its product as uncharacterized. Gene Ontology annotation, cellular component: membrane. The transcript has 4 exons. Lineage: Eukaryota; Metazoa; Arthropoda; Malacostraca; Amphipoda; Hyalellidae. The record is from RefSeq and is a predicted model, not a curated record. The coding region runs from base 252 to 662 and encodes 136 amino acids.
UGGACGCCGUGGUCUUGUUGCGCUGGUCACUGACAACUCAUCAUUUAUUUCCAUUGUUUCUAAUUACUAAGUGAAUAUAAUCCUUGUUGUAUUAGUAUUAAAACUACACAAUAUUGUACUAAAAAUCCCGGUAUUCGUGUUAAUUGCGUCUGGGUUUUUGUUAUCGUCGUCGUAUCAUCGAGAUCAUCGAUCGUCAUUUUUUUAGAUCUUCGUUCUUCAGUAUUGAGUAUUCACUCCUGUCCGCCGCAGCCAUGAACCUGGAGUACGGGCGCUCCAUCAGCGGCAUCCUCAAGAUCACCGAGAUGGUGUUCGCACUGAUCGCGUUCUUGAUCUUGCGGUUCUCCGACACUGGUUACUUUGAUGUCAACGCGGCCUACUUCGGCAUCGGGACUCUCUACGCCUGCUUGCUGGUCACUCCAUUGCUCUUCGUCACCUACCUCAUGGGCAGGAUGGAGAUACAGAAAACCGUCUUUGAGUUCUCGAUCAACUUUCUAUUCUUCUUCUUCCUGACAAUCUACGGCGUGAUGGCCCUAGUUCACUAUAGUGCGGAUGUUCAUGGGUCAACACGCGACUGCGGCAUCACUAUGGGAGUGUUCUCUCUUGCUGCCGCGGCUGCCUACCUUGGUGAUACCGUCAUGUCCAUCAUCAACUACAAUAACUAAUGACCUAAUUGCUACUAAUUUAAGCAACCGCGACUACCAACCGACUAGUGUCGGUCCGAUUGCUACACGGGAACUGCAGGUACUAACUAGUUAGAGGCUACUGUCUCGUUUUGAGGAAUUAGAAAAACUGACUAAUUUUUCGAUACUUUUUAGGUUGGGGAUUUACAAUUAACUAAGGACUGUGUACACUUUCAUGGGAAACCAAAACAACAUUUUAAAAACUAGCUGCCAGUUACCAGGGGCACCAGAACAAUUUACGGACUAUUGUAAACUAUUUGGUUAUGAGACCUACAUAAACAACCUAAUGCUGGCCUUGUUGGUCGUCAGGCCGAGGAACAAGUGAAACUUGAUGUGCCGUUUUUAUAUGUCAGAUUGAUUUGAAGCAGUCAACUUAGUUGUUGCAGCGACUAUGUAGCAGACGUCAACACUAAAUGUGUCUGGUGGUAUAUUAAGGUGUUGCUAUCGAUUAUAUAUAUUAUAGUCAUAGUUUCACCUGAGGUCAGAGAUUCGAUGACUAAACGUGAAAAGCGACUAAUUAAGACGCAUUCAUCUUACACUUAUCUCAACAUGGGAUGGUAGCUAACAAUCAUCACAAAGGCACCCCUAACACCAUCAACCUUCAUGCUGACGCACUCCUAAUAUAGUGAGCACUAUCAUGUACCGGAUGUACGUCGCUUCGGACGUGAAAGCUACUGCGAGGACUGAUUAAGUGCCCAGUCCUUUUAUAGACGUGUUGCUUCCGCCCACAGAGCUCUUGUCCUCGCGACAUAUAAACUGUGCAAGCUGUCAACUCAGCGUAUGAGGUAUAGUUCCCAGUUUCGAAGUUUCAGAGCUACGACGUUUCAGCGUCCCAGUGGAUUCAGAGAGCUAAUUAUAGGUCUGGCUAACCAUGGUUGAACUAGUAUAAAGCUGACCCAUCAGACGCCCAUUUUUGC